This is a messenger RNA of Impatiens glandulifera, 1966 nucleotides long. RefSeq lists its product as uncharacterized. The record is from RefSeq and is a predicted model, not a curated record. Lineage: Eukaryota; Viridiplantae; Streptophyta; Magnoliopsida; Ericales; Balsaminaceae. Bases 59 to 1792 code for a protein of 577 amino acids. The transcript has 5 exons.
CAAAAAAUAGAAAGUGUACUCUCAGUCUGCUAAGGAAGAACUCCAGCGCUCUCCAGGUAUGGCAAAGGAAAGUAGCAAAGAAAGAAGGAACAGAAGGCGGUCUAGGUUGAUGAAGAAUAUGGAGGAAGAAAAGAAGAAUGAGAUAUCUGUGACUAACAUUUCCAUAUCUGUUCCCCAUCCAGAUCAUUCAGCCAAUCACCUUUCCUAUCCAGUAACUACUGAUGGUCAAAUGCUUCAAUCAGAAACAGAGGAAGCUAAGGAUGCGUCUGAUUGCUUUUCGGGUUAUAUAUUUAUGUGCAACGCUAGCACGAAACCAGAAUGCUACCGGUAUCGUGUUUUUGGGCUUCCUGCAGGGAAAAGGGAUGUUGUGGAGAAGAUUAAAACGGGCAUGAAGCUUUUUCUAUAUGAUUUUGAUUCAAAACUUCUCUAUGGUGUUUAUGAAGCCUCCUGCGAUGGACAACUUAACUUGGAACCUUAUGCUUUUGGUGGAAAGUAUCCUGCACAGGUGAAGUUCUCAAUUCACAAGGAAUGUCUUCCACUGCCGGAGCGAGUCCUUAAACGUGUUAUAGAGGGUAACUACCGUGGCUUCAAAUUCAAUCAAGAACUCAGUGACUUCUAUGUGAGGAACUUAAUGUCCUCCUUCCGUCCUUUGGCUGUUGAGUCGCCAAUUCCUCCUAUUGCGCUUGAACGUCAAAUUAGUUUGCCUCAGACUAAUAACUCUUAUCACGUUGGAAUCCAACCGAAUGCAUCUUUGGCGAUAAAUCCUUAUCAAGAUCGGUCUGGUCAUCAUGGAACUAUGUUGAACCAUGUCCGUCAUAGUAUGGAGCAUCUAAGUUUACCCCGCUCUCUAGACAAUCCAUAUUAUGAAGUAGAUAAUAGACCGACUUAUUUGCAUAGAAAUGUCCCCCAACAAAUGUUGCAUGAUCCAUCCCUCAGGAUCAAUGAGAGAACACAAAAUACGAGGCUCAAUACACAUUACCCAGCAAUGUCUUAUUAUCAGGAAAGAGAACCCUACCUCAAACAACCAAUUGGAGGUGUGCCAGCUGACAUUACAUUAUACCAAAGCAAGUAUUCAAAAGCUGUUAAUUAUCUCCCAGUUUCGCAACCAACUGCAUCAUCCGACUAUGGAAUUCCUAAUUAUCUAUCAGUUUCACAAUCAACUGCAUCAUCUGACUAUGGAAUUCCUAAUUAUCAAUCAGUUUCGCAACCAACUGCAUCAUCUCACUCUGGGAUUCCUAAUUAUCUAUCUGUUUCGCAACCAACUGCAUCAUCCGACUAUGGAAUUCCUAAUUAUCUAUCAGUUUCUCAACCAACUGCAUCAUCUGAUUAUGGAAUUCCUAAUUAUCAAUCAGUUUCGCAACCAACUGCAUCAUCUCGCUCUGCGAUUCCUAAUUAUCUAUCAGCUCCACAACCAACUGCAUCAUCUGACUAUGGAAUUCCUAAUUAUCAAUCAGUUUCGCAACCAACUGCAUCAUCUCACUCUGGGAUUCCUAAUUAUCUAUCAGCUCCACAACCAACUGCAUCAUCUGACUAUGUAAUUCCUAAUUAUCUAUCAGUUCCGCAACCAACUGCAUCAUCUGACUAUAUUCCUAAUUAUCUAUCUGUUUCGCAACCAACUGCAUCAUCCGACUAUGGAAUUCCUAAUUAUCAAUCAGUUUCACAACCAACUGCAUCAUCUCACUAUGGGAUUCCUAAUUAUCUAUCAGUUUCGCAACCAACUGCAUCAUCUCACUAUGGAAUAAUUCCUGGUCAUGUGCCGGUCUCAUCAUACCACUUUCAACAUGGACCAUGAAGUAGUUGAAAACCUGCACGGUGUGGGAGUUUACAUAAUAAUAAAGGUAAGGUUAGAGACCUUUUACUUCAAAUUAUUGCUAUAAAUAUAGUGUACUCAUCAAUGUGUCCCUACUAGUUUUCAGGAUGUUGGUAAUAGACUUAAUAGUAAAUGUUAGUAAUUUUAUUUGAGUCA